AUGGUUGUUACCCCAACGCCGAGACCAAUCUUCAUAAGCCGGAGUAAUGUUUGGACCACUGCCUUUCGGCAAUUCAACAGACCCAGAUUUUCAGAGAGCUCUGGAAUGCUUUAUGUCACGUUUGCAAGUGAUGAAAUGGAGGAAGAUGCUGAAGAUUUGGGAGGGCCACGACGAGAGUUCUUUCGUUUGCUUGUGAGGGCUAUCUUCCAAGGCAGUGGAGCAUUUGAAGAGUCUCCCAACGGGUUUACUCCAAAGCUGAACAUAGCUCAUGUGCAAAACGGAGUGUACAGAACCAUUGGAAAGAUGAUGUCUACCAUAAUAGUCCAAGGUGGUGAACCACCAGCAUUCCUUGCACCACAUGUAGUGGACUACAUUGUGACUGAAGAUAUCCUGCAAGUACGUGUCACUCCUGAUGACAUAGCUGACGCGGAGUUAAGGGAUUCUCUGAAGAAGGUCAAACAAGCAAGCACAGUGGAUGAGCUAGAGGAAGCGCUGGACUGCUGUGACACAUGGAGAUUUCAGAUUGAGGGUCUUCCAAACCCAGUCACCAUGGACAGAAGAAAUGAAUUUAUUAGGAAUGCAACAUUGUAUCAUGUCAUCUUGCAUCAACAAAGUUGCUUCAAUCAACUGAUGGAUGGUCUAUCCUACUAUGGAGUACUUCCACUUCUGAGGGAACAUCGUAGCAUGAGAAUCUUUCUUGACAUGCCUGAGAAGAGAGAUGAGGUCACAGCAGAAGUUCUUGCUUGCCUCUUAAAGCCAAGCUACUCUGUCCUGGGCAGCAACAAAAGGCCAAAAGAGGAGCUCAUGGUUGUAAAGUUCAGAGAAUUUCUCCAGUGUGUGGAGAAUAAAGAGCUUGGUGAAAUCCUUGGGGCCAGAACACUGACUGAAGAAGAGAAGGACUUCGUUCAGAACUUGGGCCUCGGUCACAUCCUGGCUUUUGCAACAGGGAGCAGCAAAAUUCCAGCUGUUGGAUUCCAGCCAAAUCCCAAAAUAGUCUUCAUUCAUGACGAGAUUAAGCGUCAUCCGGUUGCGCACACCUGCUCAAAUGAGCUUCUCAUAUUUGUCAAUGCCAAAAACAUGGCUGAUGAUGACGAAUUUGAGUACUGCUUUGUGGUGGCCCUGAUGAAUGGAGCCUUGUUUAGCACCAUUUAA
Molecule: messenger RNA, 1152 nt
Organism: Pungitius pungitius (ninespine stickleback)
Lineage: Eukaryota; Metazoa; Chordata; Actinopteri; Perciformes; Gasterosteidae
Product: G2/M phase-specific E3 ubiquitin-protein ligase-like
Exons: 5
Coding region: 1-1152 (383 amino acids)
Biological process (GO): protein polyubiquitination
Molecular function (GO): ubiquitin-protein transferase activity
Source: RefSeq, a predicted model, not a curated record